This is a messenger RNA of Marchantia polymorpha subsp. ruderalis, 3108 nucleotides long. Lineage: Eukaryota; Viridiplantae; Streptophyta; Marchantiopsida; Marchantiales; Marchantiaceae. The record is from the annotation of a GenBank genome assembly.
UCUUUCGGGGGCUGGAUAAACUUCCGCCAGGUCCGGAGGUUUGGCUGGGGCUCGGCCAGUCGAGGAGCCCCCGGCGAGAGAAGGCGAAGAAGGCUGUGGAGGGAAAAGGCGGGUGAUUUUCCGCUGCUCGUUUCACUGACUUCUUGCUUGUGGGUGAUGUUGGCGGGGGCCGCGGGCUGCCAAUUGUUGUGGUCGAGAGCAGACAGGCGGUGCGCGAGUGGGUGUGCGCGCUCCUGUUGCCUCCGGACAAAGAUCCUUGAGCGCGAGCACGAGAGAGAGAUUUCGCGAGAGAGUGAGAGGUGUGGAGUCGAGAGCUGCCUGCGGCAGGCGGUGCCUUGGUUGCUCGGCUCGGCUCGGCUCGGAAUGUGGAAGGCGAGACGAGAAGGCCCGUCAGCAUCGAGGCGAGGUUGUUGGUGCGGGAUCGCGGGAGUGAUCGAAUGAGAGGCCAAGGGAGCCGAUGACAGUUCGCAGGUCGUAUCGGGAACUGAAUGGUGGGAUCGGUGGGUAGAGGCGAGGCGAGGAGAGUAUGUUGCACGAGGUGGUGGGUACUUUGUGUGUGCUUCUGGUGAUCGUCUACACGCUGCACCGAUUGCGCUUCUCUCUGCCUUGCAGCAGCAGCUCCUUAUGGACUGACAUGCGAGCAUUAUGGAAGGGACGCGAUGAUCUGGGACGAGACUCACAUGCUGGCCAAAGUCUCGUGUAGCUUUCGGUGACAUCGUGUGAGUCUGUUUUCUGGUGCCUGUCUGAGUGGUGCGGAUGGCAGCACCCUCUCCGGGGCCCUCACCAUCCUCCCCAUCCACUGCCAGUACUCCGAUUCCUGCGAGCGCUGCUGCCGCCGCGGCAGGACCGAGUGCCGCGCCUGUCGUGCCCACCCCUUCUGCUGUCUCAGCUCCGACGAUUCCCGUCAUUCCGGCCCCCGAUGUUGCUCCGGCAGUCUCUUCUUCAUGGACCUCUGAGCAAGACAAGCUCUUCGAGAAUGCAUUGGCGGUGUACGACGAAGAAUCGCCUAAUCGCUGGGACAAUGUGGCCUCCAUGGUUCCUGGCAAGGACGCGGCGGAUGUGAUGAAGCACUACGAGCUCCUCACGGAAGAUGUGACCUCGAUUGAUGCGGGCAGAGUUGCCCUUCCGAGCUACAUUCUUCCGGGCAGCUUAUCAGGUGCAGAUGCUGCUGGCGAACAGUCCGAUAGCUCGGUGUCCAAGAACAAAGCGUGGUCUGGCCAGUCUCCGGGCGUCUCGGCCAGUGGAACCAGUGGAACGGUGGGUGGUCUUGAGAGGAAGUCCAGUAGUAGCAAAGCGGACCAAGAAAGACGCAAGGGCAUCCCGUGGACCGAAGAAGAGCACAGGUCAUUUUUACUUGGACUUGCAAAGUUCGGCAAAGGUGACUGGAGGAGCAUAUCUCGAAAUUUUGUAAUAUCGCGUACACCAACGCAAGUUGCGAGUCACGCGCAGAAGUAUUUCAUCAGAUUGAACUCUAUCAACAAAGAUAAGCGCCGAUCCUCCAUCCACGAUAUCACUAGCGUCAACUCAGCCGGAGUGGAAGUUAUGCAGGGCAGUCCUGGUCCCAUCACUGGUCAAUCACCUUCAGGAACGUCGACGUCCGGGCAACCUCUUCCUCACAAAACGCAACCUGCAUUUCAAGGUGGGAUGUACGUUACUCCUGUAGGUCCCGGUGCAACAACAGGGUUGGGUACCCCGGUCUAUCCUCCAGGACAGAUGGGUUAUGGAGUGAGAGGGCACAUGGUGAGGCCCGGAAUGGGAGGUCCCCCAAUGAAUAUGACUCACAUGACCUACAGUAUGCCACAGCCUGCCAUGCAUCAUUAGCUGCUCGAUACGAUCUACCCCCUUUUAUCUUGUCUCGUAUACCAGAAUUCUCUUUUUGACCUAGUGUCCCCCAUGUUGCACUAUCUUCACCAUCUUCCUUGAGCAAACUCAUACUUGUGAACUGCACUGUAUACCUUGGAAGGGAGGUCUUGAUCUGAAAAGACGUCAGCAGACGUACCUUUCGGAGAAGUCAUCUCCAGAAAGAUUAUUGAGGGUUUGCAACAGUUUUCCUGUUUCCAUGGUAAGCAUGCCCUGCUGAGAAUUUCAUCCUGCCACACGCAUCCAAUCCAUGAAAAUCUUUGGGAGCUCUUAUGUAAUUCCUCUAUGAACCCAGUACCUCUCAUGUCCAAUCUGUACACCUCAAACUUUGAGUGUCACAAAUCUCAAGUACAGUCUUUGUUUCUCUCUUCCACCAAUUCAACGUAGUAUUUCCAAGCGCCUUGCCUCCACGCUGAGGAGAUGGCGGGCUCUGCUGUACAGUACACUCCUUCCCUGGAAUCCCUCCCUCUGGCUUCAUGCAGGCACCUACUGGGUAGUCUACCUUGGGAUGGCUGCAAUUCAUCUUCCUAGGUGACUAGGGCUGUUUGCAAAGAUUGGGUUGAGGAGAAAGAGAAGCAACGAACCACAGGACUCGUGGUGCUGUUGGUUCGGAUGGUGAUGUAAGGACGACUUUUGUGCAGUAUGGUACUAAAAUGGAUACUAACGUUACUCCUGAUAAGAUUUGUAUUCUAGAGUUAAUCUGCCGGAAGUACUUGAAAGCUACACAACACACUCCACUCAUUUUUCCCCUUCCUCAGGCGUAAGCAUGAGGAUAGCUUCUAGUUUACCUGCUUUGCCGUAGGCUCUGAGAGUUGGAGAGGAUGUGAUGCCAGGACUUGAGUAAAGAGCCCGAUACUACGUGCCAUACUUGAUUUAGUUCGAGCUUGCCACACCAAUAGCACUACUGCAGAGUUGGUAUACUAAAUGCCACGGGAAACAACUAUUCUCUACGUGAUCCAAACUGGGGGCACGUAAGGGAAGUUGAAGUUCUGAUGUCAAAUUGUAAUAAGUCUGGGUGGCUUACGAUGUCCAUUUGUACAUACACAGUGGCCCAAUUAAAUGGUGUCACUCUUUUGGAGCUCAAAGGAGAAGAUUGUAGCCAUGCUAUGUUUUUACAUAUAAUGCCUCUGUCUCAAGCGCGGAAGACGAAUUGCCCAGAACAGUGUCAAUGGCACUGACCUCAGUUCAAUCCAUUCACCUGUCUUAUCUUGACCUGACCAAAAUAUCUGCCAUCAAACGCUUGUGCCG